Molecule: messenger RNA, 1810 nt
Organism: Syngnathoides biaculeatus (alligator pipefish)
Lineage: Eukaryota; Metazoa; Chordata; Actinopteri; Syngnathiformes; Syngnathidae
Product: oocyte zinc finger protein XlCOF6.1-like
Exons: 2
Coding region: 94-1038 (314 amino acids)
Biological process (GO): regulation of transcription by RNA polymerase II
Molecular function (GO): DNA-binding transcription factor activity; RNA polymerase II cis-regulatory region sequence-specific DNA binding
Source: RefSeq, a predicted model, not a curated record
UUCCCCAACAAACGAGCGGGGGGGUCAACUUCUGAACGGACGCUUUAUUUCGAGAAGUCUCAUUUUGUGUUACGCAGAGCAGCCCCACAAACAAUGGAGGAGGUUGGCGGCAUCAGGAUCUGCUCCAUAGAGAUCCCUUGCAUUAAAGAGGAAGAGGAGCAGUACUCCAUCAGUCAGGAGGAGGAGCUCCUUCAAGGUUUGGACUUCCCAGUGAUUCGUGUCAUUGUGAAGAGUGAAGACAUCGAUGACAAAGGUCAGAGUGAACACAAAAGAGGGACGGAACCUCCGAGCGGCAGCUCGAGUCAACACAUGACAGCAGGACGUGAUGGAGACCGCUGCAGAACAUCCAAAACAAAUGGCCUCUCGGGUCCACUAACAGAUAGUGAUGACACAAUGUCACAUUCUCCUGACACUGAUGAUGAACACUUAAAAGGGGAUGUGAUAAACCCCCUGAAAUGUUCUCAGUGUGACAAAACUUUUGGCCACAAAAAGAAUCUGAAAAGACACCUGAGAUAUCACACGGGGGAAAAGCCCUUCGUCUGCACAUUCUGUGGUCAAGCGUUCUACGAGAAAGCACAUUUGACGACACACACCAGAACGCACACUGGCGAAAAGCCGUUUUCCUGCUCGAUCUGUGACAAAAUAUUUUGUGAUCGCUCAGCGUGGGUUGUUCACCAGAGAACACACACUGGCGAGAAGCCUUUUGCCUGCUCAGUUUGUGGCAAAAGUUUCCCCCGCAGGGAAAAUCUAAGAACACACACGAGGACACACACUGGAGAAAAACCUUUCACAUGUGUUGUGUGCAAAACCAGUUUUAGUGUUCGUUCCACGUUAGUUCAACACAUGAGAACGCACACAGGUGAAAAGCCUUUUGCGUGCUCAGAUUGCGGAACAAGAUUCUCUCAAAAGACACACCUAAAAAAUCACAUGAGAACCCACACCGGGGAAAAACCGUUUACUUGUCCAUUUUGUGAAAAACGUUUUUCUGUCAAGGGAAGUUUGAUAACACACAUAAGAACACAUACUGGAGGGAUGUGAAUAUGUUGAAUCAAAACCCAAUGCAUGAUUUUUUUUUUCAGUGAAAUAUAUAUAAUCAAAUAAUUUCUAAUUUCUAAAGUGAUUCACAACAAACUCAGUAGACCAGCGGCGCCACAAUACAUGAAGUACAACUAACCAUUAUCCUUCCUUUAGAGCAAAUGUACAUUUGGAUUGAGCUUCUUUUCCUUUCGGCUUGUCCCAUUAGGGGUCGCCACAGCGUGUCAUCUCAGAUGAAUGCACAUUUGUUUUACAGUUUUACGCCGGAUGCCCUUCCUGACGCAACCCCUCUGCAUUUUAGCCGGGGAGAGAAGCUUACAGCACCUGGUAUUCCGGGGCGGUCUCCCAUCCAAGUACUAACCAGGGCCAAAUGCGCUUAGCUUCCGAGAUCUGACGAGAUGGCCAUAAGCCACAUUUGGAUUGUUCUAUUAGUAUCAAAACUCUUGAACAUACUUUAUAAUAUAAAUUAAUACAUUACUAAUAAUUAAUACUUACUCCAUACAAUGCUGACUCUUGACUAGACAACUGUGCACUCAUUCUCAAAUAAAGUUCACGCGCAUGUACAUUAUGUAUCAUGGAUGAUGUCAAUGAUGCUAUUCCAUAAUCCACUUUAGAAGAUGAUGUCCUCAAUAAACAUUGUAAUGUAUUAAAGAAGACUUGUGGAUUGCAAUAAAGCUAAAUUGGUGACUGGGAUAGACUCCUUUCAUACGGUCCCCUCCAAAAGUAUUGGAAUGGUAAGGUUAAUUCCUUUGUUUUUGUUGUAUACUGAAGAGAU